AUGGAAGUUGAUCCAGAACUUUCAAUUGGAGGGCAUGCUUCCAGAGUCUCUAAGGUUGAACAACAUGAUGAACAGGAAUUGGCGGAGUUUGGAUACAAACAAGAGUUGAGAAGAGACUGGGGUCUGAUGGACAAGUUUGGGAUCUCUUUUAGUAUUAUCAAAAAGUCAUCGACCACUCUAAUUGUGUCAAGCACGAGUAAUACUUCAGAUCGUGGACUCAGUCAUCACUGGAAUUACGACACUAUUCUCCUACCCAUGGUCGAGAUCGAGGCUGCUGCACGUUUGGGAAUAAACCCUGAAGAGCCUGGUGCGUUGGAGAGAGCGGAAUUGGUUGGGAAGGUUGAUUUACAUAGCGGAUUGAAGAGCACAGAUUAG
Molecule: messenger RNA, 375 nt
Organism: Sclerotinia borealis F-4128
Lineage: Eukaryota; Fungi; Ascomycota; Leotiomycetes; Helotiales; Sclerotiniaceae
Source: the annotation of a GenBank genome assembly